Molecule: messenger RNA, 2329 nt
Organism: Drosophila pseudoobscura
Lineage: Eukaryota; Metazoa; Arthropoda; Insecta; Diptera; Drosophilidae
Exons: 2
Coding region: 1277-1912 (211 amino acids)
Source: RefSeq, a predicted model, not a curated record
AGAAGAAUGCAGCGGCCUCAAGUUGAUAUGGUCUUCGUUUCGCCGUCGCUUCGCCUUCGGACCACAGAUCCGAUCCGAUCCCAUACUCCAGCUCCAAGUCCGACUCGAACGACUCCAGCGACGCGACCCAUUCCGUUUCCAACGCACAUUCGAGCCUCUGUCCUCGAGCCCCAGUAAAAAUUCUCUAAGCAUGCUGUCAAGUUAUGUCUACAUUCCUUGAUCAUAUUUUUUCCAACUGUUUUCGUACCCGCUGCUCCUCACAGCCAGGGGUAUAUUCUUUUCGCGUGGAUAGCUACUGAUCUGGUGCUAUGCGGUGUAAAAAGCAGCCUGAAUCCCUUAAUAAGGGAUCAUCAGUUUCUUUUAAAUGCUAGGAAUUUCGUCUACACGAUUUACCUUAUUUCUAACCUUCAGCAGCUGCAGACAAAUCUGAGUAGCGGGUAUCACAUAGUCGAUCUUUUCGACUCACGCGUCCUUACUUGUUUUUCUGCAUCUCCUUUCUGGCUUCAUUCUUUCGCUUCGUUCGCUGCUGGCUCGCUCGUUCGCUCGUUCGUUCGUUCGUUGAUGGUUCGUUUGUUCCUGCGGGGCGGGCUACUCUGGGCAACGAUGAUGAUAAUCCUGAAUUUCUAUGUCAACUCUGUCUUUCUUACACCUCUCGUAUGUGGAAUUAGUCAAAACAUUUCAAGCCAACAGAUUCUUCCCUUCAACUUAAACAGAAACCAAAAACAAAAGGAGAUCCUAUUUGUUUAAUAGAGAAAUUGGACAAAUUCAGAUCCAGAGAGUCACAGUCUCCACUACCUGGAUUUGGAUGCCCUGCAAGCGCCCCACUACGUAAUCGUUCGCCUCCCCUCUGCCUCCCAGAUACCAGAUACUCGUUUCCUUUCCUAAUGUGGCGCAGCAAAUGUGACGCGCUGAGCAUUAAAACAGCAGCAACUACAUAGUCUCUCCCACAAAUGUCUCUCUUUUUCUCAGUGCUGCUCGCUCUCGAUGCGAUCCGCUCUUUGUGGCGUAUUGAGUGGAACUUCAGAGUGGCCGCUCUUAAAACUCACUCUCUUAAGAGACCAUUCUACACUUCUAUCCACUUGAUCAUGUACUUAUACAUUUUCGUAUGUAUUUAAAUACAGAUUGUUUUACUGAUUGUUUCACCUGAAUAAUUUGUUUAAAUAUAGAGAUUUAUCUCAUUGAUCAGUCAUGGAAAGUGGCACAUUUAAGUGUACAAUUCCAGGCGAUUUUUUGUAUAGAUCGUUGCACCAGUUCGGCUUCAGUUUCAGUCGCGAAAAUGUUCCGAAAGUAUUGGCUCAUCUGGGCAUUGGCUCUGUGGGUAUCGUGUGCCCCCUAUGCCGGACAGGCUAAGAAGCAAAUCGUGUUCAACACAAUGAAGUGCUCCCUCAGUGGAAAAGUGUUCGCGAACAUCGAGUGCCGUCUAGAGACCCGGAAGGCCCUCAGCCUGAUCCUCACCACCGACGAGCUGAAGACAGCGGAUAACGUUGUGGGCGUGUUCGAGCUCCGGCUCUCCAUUUACGGUCAAACGAAGACAAUUACAAUGAAGAAAAUCCGCCUGGACCUGUGCCAGCUUCGGGCUCAGCGGGACAAGAAAUCACUCAUGCGCCUCUUCUACAAGGGCCUGCGAACCGCCAAUCACAACCUACCGGACAAGUGUCCGUUCCUCAGGGUGAGCUCCUCAGGUCCUUCCUGGUCUAUCCAAGACUCCUCUGCGAAUAUCAUCUUCCAGAACACCACCUACUUCAUGCGGAAAGUGGAGAUCGACGCGAGCGAGCUGCCACCCUACCUGCCCGAGUACAACAUCACAUUCGGGGGCAGGAUCUACGCGAACAACGUCCUCUCUUCAGAGCUUUUCAUCACGGGGGGUUUCUGCGAGGCCGAGCAGGACUGCACGGGACAGAGGGAGCUCUGAAGACUCAUCAAAUAAAAAGAGAGCACGCCUGUGACUCAAAGAGCAAGUCCCAUACGCGUUUAACUCACUCAAAACCGGCACCCGAACUGCUUAAGCGGGGAAAGAGCGGUAGGCGAAAGAGAGGGAGAGAGAGCGAGCGACUCUCUGAGCCAGUAACCGAAUGAGCGGCUGGAAAAUUGUCUUUAACUAAGCCCGGCCAGAGCCAGUCAGACGUCAAAGCCGUCAAAAAACUCAAAGCGAGCGGUACGCAUGCGCGCAGUCCGCAGAUCCGUUAGAAGCACUUGCCACAGAACAGAGUUGCGAUUUAUAGAGGGCCAAGUGGCGACACACGGGAACGAACGCGUCUAAAAAUACUGCGCGAGGAAGACACAUACUGAUAAACACCAAAGUGAAGUAAAUGAACAAAGAACAGUGAAG